Messenger RNA from Capsella rubella, 1758 nucleotides. Its product is annotated as protein DEFECTIVE IN MERISTEM SILENCING 3. The transcript is spliced from 7 exons. The coding region runs from base 126 to 1382 and encodes 418 amino acids. Lineage: Eukaryota; Viridiplantae; Streptophyta; Magnoliopsida; Brassicales; Brassicaceae. The record is from RefSeq and is a predicted model, not a curated record.
UUCAGAAGAAGGAAGACUCAUCAGACUCAGAGAGACUGGAGAAGAAGCCGAAGCAGAGAGAGAGAGAGAGAGAGAGAGAGAGGGAAAGAGAGAUUCUUCGGUGAAAACAUUGAAGCUGUGGAGAAAUGUAUCCGAAUGGUCAACAGAUUUCGUUUCAGACCCCUCCGUCGAAUGUUCGAAAUCCAUCACCGAUGAUGGGUUUGGAGCAAUCUUCACCAAUUCCAAGAGAUGAAACUCAAAAUGGAGGAGGAGGAGGAGGAGGAGGCAUUGCUCAAGCUGAGUUUGCUAUGUUCAAUUCCAAGAGGCUUCAGUCUGAUCUUGAAGUCAUGGGUAACAAAAUCAAACAGCAUGAGGAUAACCUAAAGUUUCUCAAGGCACAGAAAAACAAAUUGGAUGAAGCAAUCGUUGACUUGCAAGUUCAUAUGAGUAAGCUUCAUUCGUCUCCUACUCCUAGAAUUGAAACCUCUGAUGCCAAUCUUCAGGGUGAAGAUAUUAAUGAACAGAUCCUUCGCUACAAAAACUCAGCUGCUGGAGUUUUAAGUCUGCUUGAGACUCGUCAUGGAGCUCAGGGUUCUCAGUGGAUGCUGACGAAAGGUAUUGUUGGUGUUGUAGCAAAACUUGGGAAGGUCAAUGAUGAGAACCUUAGCCAGACUUUGUCGAAUUAUUUAGGGAGUCGCUCAAUGUUGGCAGUUGUAUGCAAGAAUCACGACAGUGUUGUGGCUUUAGAGCCUUAUGACAACCAAGGCAGCAUUGAUAGAACUGCUGGUCUUCACGGACUUGCCGCUUCGAUUGACUGGACGAUUAAAGACAAUUUUGAUGCCAUCUGCCUUGAAAACCUGAAGCCGUAUGUUGGUCAGCACAUAGCUGAUGAUCCGCAAAGAAGGCUUGAUCUUCUGAAACCAAAAUUGCCUAAUGGUGAGUGUCCUCCUGGGUUUCUCGGAUUUGCAGUGAAUAUGAUACAAAUCGAUCCAGCUUACUUGCUCUGUGUCACAUCAUAUGGAUAUGGUCUUCGUGAGACCUUGUUCUACAGUCUAUUCUCCCGUCUUCAAGUUUACAAAAAAAGGGACGAUAUGAUUAGCGCCCUCCCAUGCAUAACUGAUGGUGCAAUAUCUUUGGAUGGAGGUAUCAUCAGGAAACCGGGGAUCAUCAAUCUUGGAAACCGUGAUGAGGUGAACGUGAGAUUUGCAAAGCCAAUUGCUUCGCGCACAAUGGACAACUAUAGUGAGACAGAAAAGAAAAUGAAAGAGCUGAAAUGGAAGAAGGAAAAAAUGCUGGAGGACAUGAAGCGAGAGCAAGUACUCCGUGAGCAUGCUGUCUUCAACUUUGGCAAGAAGAAAGAAGAGUUUGUUCGAUGCUUGGCUCAGAGUUCAUCCACUAAUUAGCAAUUGAACACACCCAACUAAAAAGAGAGCAAGCAAAGAAGCAUGGAACUCUGAGUAACAGUGACCCUUGCUUCCUAAAGGAAUCCUUUCUGAAAGAAGCAAAUCCUUUUUGACUAUAAAAACUUGUUUCCAGCUUAGAUUUUGAUAUGGAAAACAUCUAGAUCAGAUGAUAGAUUUAAAUAAAUUUCCUGGAAUGGUGGUAGAUCGGCUCGGUUUAGAACGGAUAGCUUUGCUACUGUGUUUCUAGUCUUUAGUUGUUUCGGUUUUGACUUGACCGUGUACAUAAUCUUCUAGGCUUUCUAAUCAGUUGAUAUGUUUUUUACCGGUACCGCAAUUUGGAACUCAAUGUUUCGUAAACAUUUCGUUCACUAAUUUA